Molecule: messenger RNA, 1030 nt
Organism: Suillus discolor
Lineage: Eukaryota; Fungi; Basidiomycota; Agaricomycetes; Boletales; Suillaceae
Product: thioredoxin-like protein
Exons: 5
Coding region: 108-782 (224 amino acids)
Biological process (GO): cellular response to oxidative stress; cell redox homeostasis
Cellular component (GO): cytoplasm
Molecular function (GO): thioredoxin peroxidase activity
Source: RefSeq, a predicted model, not a curated record
GCGACCAAUACGUACGAAUAGCAGCUGGAGCCCCUGACAGACGCCGUAGUAGGUGCAACGUUGUCGCUUAGCCUCUUCAACCCUUCAUCUCUACCUACGCAAGCACCAUGGCCUCCGACGAACUUGGGGCUGAUCCUCAAGCUCCAAGGCGAUCCUCAAGAAUUUCAGGGCAAUCAAAAGUAGAGACUCCUGCUCUUACUAAGAAACCGAAAAAACCUUCAAAACCGGGGAAAAAAAGGGCAGCCGAGGAGGUUGACAAAGAUGAAAAGAACAAGAAAGCCAAAGCUAAUGAAGACGAAGCGGUCAAGGAGGAUGAUGAUGUAGCAGAUGUACUAGCGCCCAUCGACAUUGGCGAUAUUCUCCCCUCCAUAACCCUCAAAAACGAGAAAGGCGAAGACAUCGAUACUGGUUCAAUUGCAGCAGAGAAGGGUGUCGUUCUCUUUCUUGUUCCGAAGGCUGACACACCUGGAUGCACUACGCAAGCAUGUGGCUUCCGUGAUAUAUGGCAAGAAUUUGCCUCGCUUGAUUAUGAUAUCUAUGGAGUCAGUGCCGACUCCUCAGCUGCUCAAAGUAAAUGGCAAACGAAGAAACAACUCCCAUUCCCACUCAUUUCUGAUCCAAAGAGGUCGUUGAUAGGCGUUCUUGGGGCUGGUGAUGGAAAUAAGACGAAACGCAGUCAUUUUGUCUUUGAGAAGGGUGGUAAGCUUUUGGAUAAGCGAAUGCCUGUGAAGCCGGUAGACAGUCCCCGUCUUGCAUUGGAGUUUAUCAAAGGCCUCAGCUAAGUGAAUAGGCUACGAACACGCCCGCUCGGCCAAGUUGAUGCUAUGAAUCCUUUCGAUCUCGUUUUGUUUCUAGGAAUUUGUACACCAUCAUGCAUCGCACUUUCUAGACAAUGACGCUGGCACCAACACUGGCUGUUUCACAGUAAUUCAGACUGAAAGCCACAGAGCAAGGAUCUCCCAAACAAUGUCGAGUGUCGAAAGUAUAGAGGCCAGAAGUCGAACAUGCCAUAAUUGCACAUAUACGUGCC